AACUACUUAUGCACAACGAGUCGGGAUACGCCUGUUGUCAAACCACGCGAACCCCGCUAGUAAAUCCCGCCCAUCAAGCCAACCCGCCAAGCAGAGGUGGCUAGCGGUUAGCUGCUAGUUAGCUGUUGGUUAGCUGUUAGCUGUUUGGGUCCACGCCAUGACAGCAGAGUCCACACCGAGGUCUGUGUUCCAGUCCCCGGAAACAUUAUAACUGUCAGGUCACUUUUAAAACUAAAGGGACAACUUAAUUUCAGGAUGUGCUCCGUCGUCGGAUGUGAUUCGGGACGUCGCUGUGCCCCACGGUUUAAGUUACCGGAGGACCCAGAGAGGAGACUGGAGUGGGUUCAGUUCCUGUUCGAAGUCAACGGGCAACGACUUAAAGAAUCGUCUUGGACUGAUAUCACUAUUUGUAAUGAACACUUUACUAAUGACUGCUUUGACGAACUGGCUCCGGGGACUGGCACGGCCCUUCUAAAGUCCAGUGCUGUCCCAUCACGGUGUAUCAAGUCAGAGCCAGAAGAACCGGAGCUGGAUCAGGAGCCUUUUCAAAUCUCAGAAGCAGCUUUUCAUGAGGACAUUAAACCCUGUAAUUCUCCAACUUCCUACUCGGAAGAAGCAAAAUAUACUGUAACUGGUUUCCAUGCAAGCCCGGUGUCAUAUUCACCAGAUGCUUCAAAUGCUGUCACCUCUGAUGACUUAAACAAGGAAAAAGCUGCGCUUCUGACGGAAGGAAAGUGUAUUGUGAAUGAAAGCUGCCUCUUCCAGUUGUUCCGCCGCAAAUGCCCGUCAUGUGGAUGUAAGCUUCAGACGGAGAAGGUCACACAUGGGGUGCUCAUCAUCUUGAACCAGCAGUGUCUUCAGUGUGACUACAGAAACCAAUGGAAAAGCCAAGUCAAUGCCAGCGUCCCAACGGCUGAAGAUCAACAGCUGACAGAAGAAGUGCCAACAGUUUUCUCUGAGAUUGUUACCCUUAGUGAUGAAGAAAGUGAUCAGUCAGAUGCAGGAGAAGAAGGUGAUAGUGGCGGGGUGAGCUCAGACGGGGAAUGGAAUCCAACUGAGGAGACUUUGCUGGCUGAAGAGCUCACAAAGAACUCUGAAGAGGAAGCCGAAGAUGAAACCGAAGACGAAACCGAAGAGGAAGGCGAGCAGGAGGAUGACUCUCCGGGUGGCCUCCAAAUUCACGAGCUCUGCACGGACUGUGGAUGUUUUUUCACUAUUCUGAAGCCUCACACGUGUGAGCACAAAAUAAAGCCCUAUUCCUGCAACGUGUGUGGCAAACGAUGUGUUACCAAGACGUCGCUAAAAAACCACAGCAGAAUUCACGAUGAAACCUACGACCAUCCUUGUAAAUUCUGCCACGCUCCCUUCAAAACAAGGCUGGACAAACUUAAACACGAGCAGAUCCAUAAAGACAGGAAAGACCCCUAUAAAUGUCCCGACUGUCCAGAGACAUUUACCACCAAUAAAAAACGCAGAAUUCACCUGGCAGAUCACAGGACCCCAAAGGAGUACAAAUGUGGAGUGUGCGAUAUUACAUUUAAGGAUGUACAUCACCUUCGGAGACACUCGGUCGUGCACACAGGAUUGAAGCCGUACAUGUGUUCAGUGUGCCAACGUGGCUUCAACCAAGGAAGCCACCUGAAAUCCCACAUGCGCGUGCACACGGGGGAGAGGCCUUUCAAGUGUCAGCUUUGUGACAAAAGCUUCAAUCACAACGUGAGCUUGAAGAGUCACGUCCAGCGUUACCACUCAACCAAUUCUGGACGUGAACGUAAGGCGGCUAAAAUAGACGAAAGGGCGAGCGACACAGGUGAUGGUGGUGAUGAGGACAGUGGGAAUAAGAAAGACUCAGACUCUGAAUUUGACAAUGUAAAAGAUAAACCGGAUACCGAAGAGGAGGUGCAGAAGGAGAGAACGGGGAAAAAAAGUAGGAGAAGCACAGGUAGACCUGUAGGAAGGCCUAAGAGAACGGCAGAAGGCAGCUUGGGUCGGUCAGGGGGGAAAGCAGGUCAGCGUUUAAACACUGCCAAAUCAAAGGCGCGGAAGUUGGAGAAAAUCGGUUCCAGCGAGGAGGAAAGUGAGGGAGAGCAAUCCGACUGUCACAUAUCCUCUGACUCCGCAGAAAAGGAGGAGGAAAAGAAGGAGACAGCAAGGAAGAGCACGGGGAGAUCAAGAAGAAGACCCACAAAUGACGGUGACAGCGAUUUUGACCCAGAAGAAGAAGAAACCAAAAAAAAGAGAUACAGCAGUCAGAGCUCAGGGAAACGUAGAGGAAGACCAAAAAAGAAUCAAUCGGUCUGAAAAUUCUCACAACACACACAGCUGCAAAAUGAAUUUGGUGUUCGCAAUUGUGAGAAAAGAGGAUGCCAUAGAAACCUGGAUUGAAAUCUCCCGAGCAGAAAGCAACUUGGAAUAUGAGAAAAAAACAUCCACCGGCGUCUUUCUGAAUCAAGUUGUCUUUACUGUGCAGUGAUGGAUGGUCAGUCAGUAAUAAGCACAUGUUAUUUGGAAAUAUAUUCAGUAGUGAGUAUUGGAUGCAUUAUAAGAAAGUGACUGAGUGUAAGGAAAGGUUUACGUAAGUUACCAUCGGAAAAUGUGUGUCACCAAAUGAGGAAAAUCAGUCUAACUGGGAAAUGUGUACUAUAUUUGUGUAAAGUAAGAAUAAUGUAAGCUUAAAGCUAAAAAUACCUUUUUAUACUUUCAAAUGAAGUCAGGUCCCUGUAGCAUUUUCUAUAUCUACUUAUUCACUAUAGAGCUGCAUCAUUAUGUAACUUGAGAGAGUUGUUAGUCUGUAGGGAAAUACAGAAAUAUUCAGAAAGCAAUUCAUUGCUACAUAUUUUGGUUUUUAAAUCGGUAUUCAAAAAUUUAGCCUGCUGGCUAGACCAUCAGACUCAAUGAUAAUGUACUUUUACACAAUGCAAAUUUAUAGAAUCAUGUCACAGCUGGGUAUUCCCAAGUCAUUUCAACACUCACGUUUAGGACUGGCUCAGAAUUGUCAAGGACCAUCUCCUAAGGGCCGUUUGCUGUUGUGUAUAUUUCUCCCAUUAGCUACAGAUAAUAUUGUCUACAUUGCUGCUGACCAUUAUAGAGCUGCUUGCUGAGCCUUGAAACUAGUUUGGGAUACAAUAGCUGAAUAAUCACAGUGAAGAGAAGUUAGUUAUGGUUCCAUAAUACAUUUAUUAAGAUGGACUGUCAAUGACCUCAGAGUUUCCCUGAAUGCACCCCUGAGACGGGUCUGGCUAAUAGUCCCUGCUUGCCACUGUAAGAACACAAAUAUCUAAGGAAGUAAACUACAGGUUAAUAAAUGAAUAACGUCUUCACUGUAUUGAGUUACCUGUUUCAAGUCUCCGCACAUUUCUUUCCAUACCAUACAGAAACUAAUACACGGUUGCAAGUAAUGUUAACAACAUGCAAUUUGUAGAAAACGGUAUGAAAAAUGCAAAAUGCCCAGAUUUUUAUAUAAAAUAAAUGGUUCCAACUGCCA
This is a messenger RNA of Etheostoma cragini (Arkansas darter), 3484 nucleotides long. RefSeq names its product zinc finger protein 226-like. Gene Ontology annotation, cellular component: cytoplasm; nucleus. Gene Ontology annotation, biological process: regulation of transcription by RNA polymerase II; cell fate commitment. The transcript has 5 exons. Gene Ontology annotation, molecular function: DNA-binding transcription factor activity; histone deacetylase binding; RNA polymerase II cis-regulatory region sequence-specific DNA binding. Bases 256 to 2301 code for a protein of 681 amino acids. The record is from RefSeq and is a predicted model, not a curated record. Lineage: Eukaryota; Metazoa; Chordata; Actinopteri; Perciformes; Percidae.